Molecule: messenger RNA, 573 nt
Organism: Sphaeramia orbicularis (orbiculate cardinalfish)
Lineage: Eukaryota; Metazoa; Chordata; Actinopteri; Kurtiformes; Apogonidae
Product: phospholipase A2
Exons: 4
Coding region: 94-540 (148 amino acids)
Biological process (GO): phospholipid metabolic process; lipid catabolic process; arachidonate secretion
Molecular function (GO): calcium ion binding; phospholipid binding
Source: RefSeq, a predicted model, not a curated record
CCCCUUGUUUCCUUCUUAUCUCUCUGGCUUUCUCUCGCCUCCUGUCUAUAAAGAGGAGGCUGCACCGAAAACCAGUUCUUUCACACUUCAACUAUGAACCUGACUGCUCCUCUACUCCUGCUUCUCACUGCCUGUGUGGCCAGCAGUGCACGGCUCCCAAAGGCCUUAUGGCAGUUUGGAAAAAUGGUCGAGUGUGCCCAACCUGACGUCAAUCCUUUCAUCUACAAUAAUUACGGAUGCUGGUGUGGCUUCGGAGGAACAGGAACCCCUGUGGAUGAAGUGGACAUGUGCUGUAAAGUCCAUGAUAAAUGUUAUGAGAAGGCCAGAAAGACUCCUGGAUGCACAGCCAUCGCUGACCUCCCCUAUGUUCUGGUUUACGAUCACACCUGCUCCGGUCAGGAGGUGACCUGUUCAGCGACCAACAAUAAGUGCCAGGCCGCCGUGUGCGAGUGCGAUCGCGUAGCGGCUCACUGCUUCGCUCAGACCACGUACAACCCUGAAAACAAGAACCUGGAUCCCAAAGUCCACUGUGUCAACUGAGUUACACAACCAGCAAGAAAAAGAACAUCAACA